Stomoxys calcitrans (stable fly) is the source of this 1530-nucleotide messenger RNA. Its product is annotated as probable cytochrome P450 4d14. The coding region runs from base 1 to 1530 and encodes 509 amino acids. Gene Ontology annotation, molecular function: iron ion binding; monooxygenase activity; oxidoreductase activity, acting on paired donors, with incorporation or reduction of molecular oxygen. The transcript has 5 exons. NCBI's taxonomy places the organism in Eukaryota, Metazoa, Arthropoda, Insecta, Diptera, Muscidae. The record is from RefSeq and is a predicted model, not a curated record.
AUGUUGCUGGAACUUCUAUGGGGUUUUUUAACCAUUUUAAUAGUCUGCGAUACUCUGUACAAACGCAGAAGACAUCGCAUGUUGCAGAAUGCUGGAGUACCGGGACCCUCACCAUGGCCAAUUUUUGGUAACAUUCAACUCUUUGUGGGCAAUAACUCAGCCACUAUUUUUAGUUUAUUCAAACGUUUAAGUCAAACCUACGGCAAAUUAUAUCGCUUGUGGAUGGUUAAUGACUGUGUGCUGUUCAUACAAGACCCCGAGUUUUUUGAGGCCGUAUUUAAGAGUCAACAAGUUAUUACUAAAAAUGGUGUCUAUUCAGUUUUACAAUGUUGGCUUGGUCAAGGCUUGCUCUUGAGUUCAGGAUCCAAAUGGUUUGCAAGGCGCCGCAUCAUUACUCCAACAUUUCAUUUUACAAUUUUGGAAGAAUUUGUGGAAAUAUUCGAUCAACAAAGUCGCAUUAUGGUUAAGCGUUUAAUGAAGAAGGCCGAUGGUAAAACUGUGGUGAAUCUCUUUCCGGAAGUGUGCUUAACCGCUUUGGAUAUCAUUGCCGAAACCGCAAUGGGUGUAAAGAUCAAUGCCCAGGAACAUCCAGAAUUCCCCUAUGCCAAGGCGGUGACAGACUGUGCCACCAUUAUGGCUGCACGUCUUAUGAAGCCCUUCGAUCGUUUUGAUUGGUAUUUUCGCAUAGUGUCCAAUAAAAGUUAUCGUCACAUGAAUAAAUGCUUAAAGGUAAUGCAUGAUUUCACCGAUAAAGUCAUAGAGGAAAGGCGUGAUGCUUUACAAAAAUCCAUUGAGGAAGGCACCUACCAGCCAGGGACCAAUGCUACCAAUGAGUUUGGUAUUAAGAAACGUUUGGCAUUUCUUGAUGUCCUGCUGCAGUCUACAGUGGAUGGCCAAGCUUUGAGCAAUGAAGAUAUUCGCGAAGAAGUUGAUACCUUUAUGUUUGAGGGCCACGAUACCACCACCAGUGGCAUAUCCCACACCUUGUAUUUGUUGGCACGACAUCCUGAAGUGCAAAAGAAAGUCUUGCAGGAAAUACACGAAGUAAUUGGCAAGGAUAAGGAAACAGCGAUAACAAUGCAACAAUUGCAGGAGCUCAAGUAUUUGGAUUGUGUGGUAAAGGAGAGUUUGCGUUUAUAUCCUCCGGUGCCCAUAAUUGGACGUCUUACAGAACAGGAUAUAGAGCUGAAUGGCAUGACUAUCCCUGCCAACACUAAUUUGUCAUUACUUAUCUAUGCUGCCUGUCGUGACCCUGAUUACUUUUCACAACCUGAUGAUGUUAUACCUGAACGAUUUGACGCGAAUUCUGAAACGGCUGCCAAAAUUAAUCCCUUCGCCUAUGUCCCCUUUAGUGCGGGCUCACGCAACUGUAUUGGCCAAAAAUUUGCCCUUUUGGAAAUGAAAUGCACCAUCAUCAAGAUGAUCAGUUAUUUCGAGUUGUUGCCUUUGGGGGCAGAAGUUAAGCCUGUGAUGAAUUUGAUUCUUCGUUCUGAGACCGGCAUAAAUGUUGGACUAAAGAAACGUGUCUGA